CUGACCUGGUUCCUUGAGACCAACAAUAUUCUUAGGAGUGAACAAGCAGGUUUUAGGCCACAAAGAUCAACGAACCAACAAGUAGCCACUCUCUCCCAACACAUCAAAGAUGCCCUUGAUGCAAGAAAUACUCUUACGGCUGUUUUCGUCGAUUUCAAAUCACCAUAUGACUUAGUAUGGAAAGAGAAGCCAAUUCUAAAAUUGACAAAGAUUGGUAUUAAGCAUAACAUGCUAAACUGGAUAAAAGCAUUCAUUGGACAAAGAUCGUGUAAAGUCAGAUACGGAAAUGCUCUAUCAAAAUCCAAUCUUUUGCAAACAGGCCUUCCACAGAGAGCUGUCACAAGCUGCACUCUUUUCAAUGUCUUCAUCAAUGACAUAGCCGAAUUGGUACAGACAGUCACGGGCAUCAAGUGCUUACUUUAUGCAGAUGAUCAUGUUCUAUGGUAUUCCGCCCCUAAGAAAAACCCUCAGGAGAGGACAGAAUUUACAGGAAGCACCACAAUAUGUUCCCUUAUCAAAGAAAAGGCCUUCAUCCUGUAUGAGAAGCUACUGCGCAUUCCCAUCUAUAAGUUCUUCAGCACCUAUGAGAAUAGACCAAGACAUCUGAAAACGCACUCUGGUUUAAUACAGGAAGCCAUAGAACUGAAGAAAGAAUUACAAAUGGAAUUCAAACAAAAAAGCCUCUCUCCCCCCAUGGACCCAUUUGCAGACACUGAUGUAGUAUUUUACACCCAACUGCUCGACUUCUUCAGGAAAUCAAACACCCCUCAAGGGCAAAUGCGCUCACUGGCCCUUGAGAAAAUCAAUGUCAACCAUCUUGCAGAUCAAUGGCUCCAAGUCUUCACUGAUGGGUCAUACAUAGAAAACCAAGCAAACAUUGGUGCAGGUGUCUAUUCUGAACUCUUCUCUUUUUACGCAGCAGUGGGACACAAUAGAUCCGCUUUUGAAGGAGAUAUAGAGGCUAUUAGGAUAGCACUAUGCCAAUAA
Rodentolepis nana is the source of this 987-nucleotide messenger RNA. The record is from the annotation of a GenBank genome assembly. Lineage: Eukaryota; Metazoa; Platyhelminthes; Cestoda; Cyclophyllidea; Hymenolepididae.